AAAGCAGUCGCAAUUCGUCGUCGACGCCUACUGCGAAAACAAACAUGGCGCCGGAGGAGGUGCCAACGUUAAACCUCGAGUGUUGGACCGAAGAGCUCAGCCCGGCACAGAAAGCAGCCUAUGAGAGGGCCGAAAAAGAGCACAAUGAGGUUCGCAACAAGCUGAAAGCGAUCGUACAGGAACACGGUGGCGAAAGUAUCUUUUCCGGCGAAGUAUUCACGGCAUACCAGGUACUGGGACCGGUGCCGGGGUUGGAACAGAUUUCGGAACCGCUUAGCUCGCUCGCAAAAAAGAAGCCACCGGUUCCGUGCGUUCCGGCCGCUACAACACCCCGUGCAACAGUGGCGCCCCAUCGUCACGCAUCGCCAUUGCCGGAUACGCCGACAGUGGGAACUCGACGUCGGAGCCGACGUUCCUACCAGCGCCCUCCAAAUGAGGAGGAAACGAGCGCUCCAACACCACCGACAGUGGAGAUUGGCGACGAGGACGAAGACUACACGCCACUGUCCAAACGCGUGAGGCAACGCGAAAAGCCGGGAACAUCGCGGGACUUGUCCGAAACACGCAAAACUCCGGAAAAACCGCCGGAAACAAAACAGCGGCGCCCAAAAUCGCCCGUUCAAACGGUGUCACCCGCUCCGAACGUGCGCCCGACAGAGUUUACGUCCAUCGGUGGGUUGCGUAUUGGCGCGGAGAAGGAAAAGAAACGUGCCACGGCCGAACCGUCCGCGAUCGUCGACCUAACCACGGAUGAUACGAGCAAUGCGCCGGCGGACUCGCGCGAGAUUUCUUUCAGCAAAAUACAAGGCAAAACGUUCCCAUCGCUGGUGGUUAUCGCCCGGCCGUCGUUACGGGUGGCAGAUAGAACUCCCACCGAUCGGCCAGUUCUCGAUGCCAAGGUUAAGGGCGUGCUAGUGUACCCGUCGGCCAAGUUCACCGAGUGGCUGAUUCAGCAGGGACUGAUCAAAUCUGAUCAGUUGUGCACGGUGCACAGUGGAACCCUGCUGAAGCUGGGCAUGUACUCCGAUGCGUCCAAGUUCGCCUACUCCGGUGGAUACGUAUGGAUCAGCAAUUGCUGCCAGGGUCGGUUCACUUCCGUCUUCAAUGGAUCCAUUUUCGAAGGUUCUCCCCAUGCGCCGACCGUGCUGCUGAAGCUCGUCUACCACUGGGCUUGCCAAACGAGCAUAUCCAAUGUGGUCAACUGGGUAAAGGUGGACAACUUGUACAUGAAGCGACUGUACACAAUGCUGCGCUCCAUCUGCACGUUGGCUUUAUGCCGCCACAUGCCCAAGCUCGGUGGCGAAGCAAAAGCCGUCGAAGUAGGCGUCAUUUCCCUAGGAACGACGACACAGGAUGGACAGCAACGUCAGGUAAAGGUGGAGGUGUUGGGUGUUCUUGAUCGUGAAGCCAACACCAUACGCUUGCGGGCGGUGGAUCCACCGAGCGAUGGGGAUCGAAGCUACAAGAAGCGGUUCGCGAAAAUCCUCGAACCGCUUGAGGCAUGGGUUCACAAGAACAGCACCAUACUGACCGAUCUCACCGUGGACAAGGGGACGCUCCACAGCAUGGGCUACAACAACGUGCAGCAAGUGCCACCGUCCGAGGCGAACGAGAGAAGCAGCAACGCCAACGUGAUGAACUACUUGCGAAGCAUCGUGCCACGAAUGUUCCAAAGCACGCUGUCGCUGCUGUCGCGUCAAAUCAUCCAACAGUUCCUGAACGAGCUCGUGUGGCGCGAACUGUACGGCACCACGCCAUGCACCGCGUUCGAUAACAUUGUUCGCCACAUUGCCGAACAGUCGCGUAUUGAGAACAAGGAAAGCUUGAUGACGCGUUUAAAUAAGGUUGCAGCUGAUCCGUUCCGCCAGUGGGUGAUUGUGCCGGAUCUCGUGUCGAUGCGUCCCCAACCAGUGGCGGGCACUUCGCGCGGCCAACCGACGACGACACCAUCAACAACUCCCGGAAAACGCGGCCGGAAAUCGAAGGAUCGCUCUGCCACCGAAUCGCCGGUCGCUCCGAGCCCUGUGACGACGACACGAAAAGCGACCGCCAGCCCGUCGCUUCCACCGGAACCGCCGAAAAAGAUACUGCUGAAAAAGGCGAAACGGGACGAGGAACACGCUUCCAUGGUGGCCGGAUCCACUGGUGGCGCCAACAGCAAGCCGUCUUCACCGCUGCCUGCAAAGAAGACUCCGCCGGUGGCCGCCAGCAAGCAGCGUGAGGACGAUGUUGUGUUCCUGGAGUCCUACUACUAUGGCUGCACGGGCGUCAACAGCGCGGUGAAGGAGUGUGCCCUACCGCGCAAAGGCUUGCGGUUGGGUUGCCCCGAAUGCCCGGAGCUGUCGUUCGAUAACAAUGUUGAUCUGUUGGAUCACUUCCUGCGCCACGCACACGAACCGCCGGAGGUGCCGGAAGAAGGGGACCUGCUCCAGUGCAGAUAUUGCUUGCAGUACAUGAGCAGCCUGGAAGCACUCACGAAACACAAUUCCGUCGCCCAUCCGCUCGAGACAAAGUGUGCUUUUGGGAAAAUGUUGAAUUGCCUCAUUUGUGAGACCAGUUUCAGUACCGCGUCGGUGCUGGUGGGUCACAUGGCCAAGUGGCACCGUUCGCUCGAAAUGCCGUAUCGGUGCGCUGGGUGCGACUUCCGCAGCUCGUCACGCCGCAUAACGAUCGAUCAUCUCUACGAGCGCCACAAUCGCUCCACGCUGCUCCAGUGUCCGUUCUGUCAAAAGAUGGUAUCGCCGACCCACGCUAAUGGGCCAGAGGCACUCGAGAAGGUUUUACGCGGCUUCCUGCACCACCUGCGCCAGCACUCGAAAAAAACGAUCUCGAAACGGUGCCACAAGUGUGCGCUCAGUUUCCUCAGCAAGGGCGAACACAAGUUUCACAGCAUCUUCGAUCACGUGUCUAGCUCCUGCGAGCCAACCGACGUUCAGGCGUUACCGACGGAUUCGCAAACCAAAAUUCGCCGACCGAAGAAAAAAGCGAUCGUCCUGAAGGAACUGUGCACGUAUCGCGUCGCCAAAGCGUACAGUGCGCUCGAAUUGAAUAUGGAGUGCGGUAGCAUCUGCCUCGAGUGUGGCAACGAUUUUGAUUCGUUCAAUCACAUAAUAGGAUUGCUGCAGUGCGUCAAAUGUGCGUAUCAGUCGGCUUGUUUGCCGUCGGUAGUUAAUCACUCCGUAGCGUGCUCCGCGGCACAAUCGCCGGAAAGCGUUGCGACGCUCUCGACAGAAAUGCACUGCAACUGUGGGUUCUCUUCGAACGACGGCAACGCGCUGGCUCGCCACUUGACUGCGUGCGAACGCGGGACUGUGUUCUCGUCGGUGGAAGCGGCACAAGCGGCCAACUCGUCCAAGCGCAACAUGCUCGACAUGCUCGGACUGGUUCGGCGCGAUGAUGAGCAACCAGCCGACCAAGCCGACCAGCAGCAGCAGGAGCAGGAGCAUGAUCCAGCAGAAGGCCUCGAACAAGACGCCUCCACAACCGCGGCAGACACUAGGGCGGUGGAAGAUGCUGGCCAACCGGCAGCCGCCGGUACAAGCGGGGUUUCUUAUGACCCAUCGCAGUCACUUUACAACAUUGCGGCCACGGGUAGCGAGCAGCAGUUCAAUACGCAGCUCUCGCUGGAUGACCUCGGCCCGUCGUCGGUUCUACCAACCGCAGCGGACACCGACUGCACGCCCCAGCUGAAGGACGAUUACCAGUCGCUGGCAACUCCGCGCGUUCCGGACCAACAGGAUUACUAACCCAUAGUUCGCUAUUUUUCUUUUUCAUAUUUUUUCAUGUGAUGCACAUGACGUGAAUU
Anopheles bellator is the source of this 3805-nucleotide messenger RNA. RefSeq lists its product as uncharacterized. Gene Ontology annotation, cellular component: nucleus. Gene Ontology annotation, biological process: regulation of gene expression. The transcript has 7 exons. Lineage: Eukaryota; Metazoa; Arthropoda; Insecta; Diptera; Culicidae. The record is from RefSeq and is a predicted model, not a curated record. The coding region runs from base 45 to 3746 and encodes 1233 amino acids.